UUAGACCUUAUAGUCAUCGCUCCCCAAUGCAUCUGUCACACCUCAGCAGUCUGGAAUCCCUGUCUGAGUGUAUUAAUAGAGCCACUCUUGUGUCUUGUGGGUCGGAGUGGCGUGAUUGGAAGAAGUUUUCAGUCAGUCCAGCGACCAGCGCGUGACGGGAGGCAGAAAGCAGUGUUAAACGGAGAUUGGAGCUUGUACCUAAGUGGACGUCAUGGCCCAGACUGACCCAAACUCCAGUCAAACCAGCACAGGGACCCCUAGAGACCUCACUGGUGUCUACUCUGAUGAACUGGGCUUCUUCACAAUGGACAUGAACGUCCCUGGACUGUCCAAAGUUAUUCUCCAAAAACUCAACAUGAAAGACUAUGAGGACUACAGGGCGGCAUUGGAAGGGAAGAAAGGAGCAGAAGGCUUUGGGAUCCAUUCAUAUCACGAGAUGUUUCAAAAAAUGGAAGACACCUACAAGUUCUGUGCGGAGUGCAGGAGGUUGCCUAGCAACCUGCCAGAUCCAAGAGCUCUGAGGAGGUGCAAGAGGUGCCAGAACGUGUACUACUGCUGCAAAGAGUGUCAGAGAGCCAACUGGCCGACUCAUAAGAAGUUCUGCAAGACGCUCAAACUGGUGGCCAUUGACAGGCUUGUGGAGUGGCUUGUCUUCACAGGUGACCUCCCUUUCCCAACGGACGUGUGGCCCAAGCCAGCUUCCCAAGUAUCAGGCUGGGAUGACUGGUUCUCCAUGCAGGGUGAACUGGACAACAGGCUGGACGCGGUACUGACCAGCCGCUACAUGGGCAUCCUGUGGUCAAACGCAGGGAAGCCCCGGCCAGAGGAGCCCGAGCUGAGGGAGUCAGUCAAGCGAGUGUCCACCGAGUUCCUCUCCCGGCCGCUGACCAUCGGAAUGGGUCUGCUCAACUUUGGGCUGGACCCUUGCGCCCGGCCCCUCACUGUCCAUGUGGUGGGGGCAUCCCACAACGAAACCCUCAACGCCAGGGUCUCAGACCUGGACGAGCUUGUCCGGAUGUUCCCUGGGACCCAGGCGCUGCAGGUGGUGAUGGUUGGGCCUGAGGUGGUGGAUGGCUCCAUCACGAGGCCCCCAUUGAGCGGCUACGGGCCCCGUGGACAAGUCUACAUCAGCGCCAAGAAGGGGUUCUACCAUGACUUCUGGGAGACCCUGGUGGAGACUCAGGAGGUCAUGCGACCUGAUCUGGUGGUGGGCUUUCAUCCAGGGUUCCACGUUUCCACAGGCCUGGCUGAGGGAUGGCUGCCUACCUUGCUUCUACUUAGAGACUACAAAAUCCCCUCACUCUUCACUAUGUACAACGAGCAGGAGCUGAAGUGUUCCCUGCAGAUCCUAGUGGAUCUGGAGUGCUGGAUCACUGCACAUGGAGUUAACCCUUUCUCCUCCCUGAAGCCAGAGCAGGUGCAGUCCAGCCCCAACAAACCUGUUGCUUACUGCCACUCCCACUACGUUGCUUUCCAUGGGCCAGUGGAGGAGAUGGACAUGGGUGAAGAGCAGCCGGAGGAAAAGGAGGAGAACUAGACUCAGAUCCACGCUUCUGUUUCUGCCUUUUAAAUCCCUACACAGUGACAUUCUGGAAACGCUAGCUGUCCAUUCCCUCAUGAAAAAAUGAAUCCGCAUGACAACCUUCUGAUUGUCCUUGUGCACAACGACUACUGUAAAUAAAAUACAACUGCUCAACCUAAACAUUUAUACAUUGCAGUAUUUAAGUGGAUCGUAAUAGUAUUCAUUCAAUUUGAUUGCUCUAAACGUUUUAUGGUAAUGGUGUUGUAAACAUUAUAGCAAUCACUGUGGUUAAAUGUUGUUGUUUUUUCAAUAGAUAAACAGGUGUUGAUGCUGCUUAGUUUUACUAACAUGUUUUAACAUUGUAGCAACCGAAUGCAUGGCUUCCAUUAUAUAUAGGGCUUAUAGUUUGUUCAAUGGCUUUUAGCACCAUCACUAUAAAAAAAAGGUUCCAGCGCCACAGGUCCACCUUGUAGGUCGUGCUAGCAGAGUUGAAAGGUCACAUUGUCACAUGUUUGUUCUCUGGAUUCUCCAGACAAGCGCUAAGCAGCUCAACACCAGGUAAAGGCUGAUUUACAGAAAAUAUACAAUAACAUUGAAAGAGCAACAGGAACCAGAACCACUCAGAAUAAAUAGCAAGGGGAAUGUUAAAAGUAAAAUGACAUGUAAAGGUACUUGGCCUAUUAAGAUCAUUUUAUAAAAGCUUUUUAAUGAUCUCAGUGGCAGUUUUCAAAUCCUCCAUUGUUUUGUUCAAUUGAACAGACCCUGGGGGAUCUCGCUAAUGAAGCCGGUUUAAUAUUACCGACCACUUCCAUGCUACACUGUUCAGCUGUUAUCUCUCCAGAAAUUUGAAUUCAUUUGAGUUUUCCACAAUCUCUUUUCAAUGUGCUAUUCAUGUGUAUUUGGGUCACACUGUUACUUCCUGUACUGCAGCGCUCCAGUCACUAGGCACCUUGAUUUAUUGUGGCAGAGACAGGGUUAAUGUCUCUAUCAGCAGCCACAGCUGUGGCCACUCAAAAGCAGGCAGAAAUUCUGUGUCUGGGAGAGAGGAGUUGGUGAUUUUUUUUUUUAAUCUGUGUUGUUGCUGUGUUAUAUAUUUUCUGUGAGUAGUGAAGGCGAAUCCCCAGCCUAUGAACCGUGUUUUGUUUGAACAUGUUUUGGCCCUUGCUCCCUUUUGUUUGGUGUUGUUUUGUUUAUUAAAGUGCGCGUUUGUGCUUUAAACUGCA
This is a messenger RNA of Acipenser ruthenus (sterlet), 2745 nucleotides long. RefSeq names its product putative protein MSS51 homolog, mitochondrial. NCBI's taxonomy places the organism in Eukaryota, Metazoa, Chordata, Actinopteri, Acipenseriformes, Acipenseridae. The coding region runs from base 212 to 1537 and encodes 441 amino acids. The record is from RefSeq and is a predicted model, not a curated record. The transcript has 7 exons.